UGUACGCUUGCACAGACUGUUACCACCGAAGGUUAUUUUGUGCAUUAUCCUCGUUUGAAAAUUCAGGCUCAGAUCUAGGUUCGGCAAAAAAAGUUAGUUUUAAAGGCUAUAUAAAUAGAAAACAAGAUGUUAACAAUGGAUAGUUCUUCGGAUGACGACUGUUACAUUAAUUCUGCGAAAACAUUAAAAGCAUUGAAAAAACAGCUAGUCGUUAAUGGCAGUCCCAGCGAUCAAGAAGCACCUGCAAGCCCACAGGAUGGGAUGCAAUCUUAUAUGCUUGAAGAUUGCGUACUUAGUGAGGUGCAGUCAGCACCUAAAACUAGAAGAUCUUCGCGUAGAACUCGUGGUAGAGGUACCAGAAUGAGUCGGAGAAUAGCUAAUCGCGAACCAGAAGAAUCUGAGAUACUUCCAGAACUUUUUGCCAUAAAAGCACCAGUUCAAUCAAUUUCUUUGAUAGAUUCUGAUCCAGAAGACAUGAUAGUCACAAUGAAUCCUGAUGAUGACAAAGAUGUUGCUGGUUAUGAUGCACUUGUAAAUUAUGAAAUGACCAUAAAGAUCAAUUGGCAAUCCGCUAGACUUGAGCGAGUACCUCUCAGACGGUACCAAGAGUUCUCAAAGGUUUUUGAAUACUUCUCUACAAUGGUAAACAUACCUCAACAGAGAAUAUGGUUAGUCUUGCGAAAUCAGAUCACUAUAAAACCAAGUGAUACUCCAGAUUCCUUAGGUCUUACUAUUGUAGAUAUAAUUGAGGGUGGAAUUAUUGAUGGUAGUACUGAGCAUCAUAGUACUAGUAAAACCACUGUGGACAAGGACAGUAUCAACAUUAAAAUUCAAACUAAGGAUCAAAAGAAAACACUAAAUAUUUCCAUUAAGAAAGGUCAAAAAAUUAAGGUACUCAUGAUGAAAUGUGCGGAGCAAUUGAACAUUCCAGAAGAAAAAAUCAAAUUCCAAUUUGACGGUGAGCCAGUACACCCCAAUGAAACUGCUGAGAGCUUGGACCUAGAAGGUGGAGAAUGCUUUGAUAUGUAUACGAUACCGUGAAUUUGAACAAAAUAUUUAUUUACAUUGGCUAAAAUUUCAAAGUAAUAUUUUCGUAUUUGGACAUGCAAGUUGGCAAUAAUGCUUGUUUG
Messenger RNA from Diprion similis, 1130 nucleotides. RefSeq lists its product as uncharacterized. The record is from RefSeq and is a predicted model, not a curated record. The transcript has 6 exons. Gene Ontology annotation, biological process: positive regulation of transcription by RNA polymerase II; cytokine production. Gene Ontology annotation, molecular function: protein binding. Lineage: Eukaryota; Metazoa; Arthropoda; Insecta; Hymenoptera; Diprionidae. Bases 127 to 1041 code for a protein of 304 amino acids.